AUGCCGACCUGGAGCUGGAGACUGUCCUACCGCGCCGCCCAGCACACCCGCCCGCUCCUCCGCAAACCACCGUCCGCCGCCGCUUUCGCCGCCGCUUUCGCCGCUCCGCUGCCAUGGCCGCCGCCCCGCGCCCGCGCCCGCGCCCACACGGCGGCGCGCGAGCCCAAGACGGGGUCGGGUACCACGACGCCGGUGCCCGAUGAGGCGGCUGCAGUGCGCGCGCGCUCCAAGGCCGCCUUCUACUUCGAGGCCGGCUACGCGCUGUAUGCGAAGCGCCCGUCGCGCCCUUUCCCGCCGCCCUUCCUGUCCUACCCGUCCGGCUCCUUCUCCGACCCGCUGAGCACCCACAACCGCAGCCGCGACCGCCGCAGCUUUGUCAAUGGCGACAUGAUCCGCGGCAUCACGAACGGCGACGACGCCGUCCUGGUCAGCGACAACUUCAUCGGAGCCAACGACGGCGUGGGAGCUUGGGCCACGCGCGAGAGGGGCCAUGCUGCGCUGUGGUCGCGGCUCAUCCUGCACUUCUGGGCGCUGGAGGCCGAGAAGGACGCCUACGGCGGCGGCCAAGAGCCCAACCCGGUCGAGUACCUGCACAGCGCCUUCGAGCAGACCAAGCUGGCGACGUCGGGCCCCACCGAGUGGUUCGGCACCACGACCGCCUGCAGCGCCCUGCUCGGCUCCGACUCCGACUCCCAGCCCGUCGUGUACGUGACGCAGCUCGGCGACUCGCAGGUGCUCGUGCUACGCCCGCGCGACCGCGAGAUCGUGUACAAGACGGCCGAGCAGUGGCACUGGUUCGACUGCCCCCGCCAGCUCGGUACCAACAGCCCGGACACGCCGCGCGAGAACGCCGUCAUGGACCGUGUGCAGAUCGAGGAGGAUGACGUGGUUCUUGCCAUGUCGGACGGCGUCGUUGACAACUUAUGGGAGCACGAAGUCUUGGAAAACGUCGUCGACAGCAUACACAAGUGGGAGAAUGGCGAGGCCGAGUUCUGGGAUGGGCAUGACAAGAACGAAAAGUCGCCUGCCGACGGCAUGCAGUACGUUGCACAAGAGCUGGUGAAAGCUGCCCGCACCAUCGCCGAGGACCCAUUUGCCGAGAGCCCUUAUAUGGAAAAGGCCGUCGACGAGGGGCUGUCCAUUGAAGGAGGUAAACUGGACGAUAUAAGCGUUGUCGCGGCCGUGUGCAAGCGCAGAAAGUCCUGA
Molecule: messenger RNA, 1206 nt
Organism: Diplodia corticola
Lineage: Eukaryota; Fungi; Ascomycota; Dothideomycetes; Botryosphaeriales; Botryosphaeriaceae
Product: protein phosphatase
Exons: 3
Coding region: 1-1206 (401 amino acids)
Source: RefSeq, a predicted model, not a curated record